Molecule: messenger RNA, 1509 nt
Organism: Arctia plantaginis
Lineage: Eukaryota; Metazoa; Arthropoda; Insecta; Lepidoptera; Erebidae
Source: the annotation of a GenBank genome assembly
AUGCAAAUUUCUAUACUGUUCGCUGUAGGAUGUGCGAUCCCAGAGUGCGAAGGUGAAAUAUUUGAACUAAACUCCACAAUACCGCACGACCACAACGGUGAACCCGAUAAGUGCUUUCGGUACGCACCAUUCACCAACAUAACGCGCUUGACCAACACCAGCCAAUGUUUGCCACACUUAUUUGACACAUCGACGAAGAUAAAGUGCGACUCUUACGUUUAUUUAGAAGAACAUUCUAUUGUUAAAGAGUUCGACCUAGGUUGUCAAAAUUGGAAGCGUUCCUUAGUGGGUACGGUCCACAACGCCGGUUUCUUCGUAGCGAUUCCCCUGACGGGACUGAUCUCAGAUAAAUAUGGCCGCCGUCCCGCUGUCAUCUUCGCUGCUGUAUCUAAUGGCGUCUUCGGCGUCAUUCGGGCAUUGUCGGUUAAUUAUGACAUGUUCGUUGUGUUUGAAUUUCUGGAACCAGCUUUUGGUGCAGGCGUUUACACAGCAUGUUUUGUACUUGCCCUAGAACUUGUGGGUCCAAAAGGCAGAGUCUUCGCCAGUCUACUCUUCAACACCAUGUUCAUCCUUGGCGGAGUUGCCGUUACGCUCCUCUCCUGGUGGCUACAAAAUUGGCGAUAUCUCCUCUUUGUCAUCUACACACCCUCCGUAUUCACCUUCAUCUACAUCUGGAUGCUCCCUGAAAGCUUCAGAUGGCUUUUCAGUAAAGGCAGAUACGAAGAAGGCGUCAAGGUUCUCAGUAGAUCGGAGAAAUUGAACAAGGUCGAUGUCCCAAAAAACUAUUAUGAACAAGUUGAGAAGCAAGCUACAAAGCAAAGAGAUGAGAGAAAGUGUGAGAGUUUGGAGAAAAACCAGUCUACGUUCAACCAACUUCUUAGAUCCAGUAUGAUAUGGAAACGGCUGUUCAUAUGUUCUUUCCUUUGGAUAUCAUCUACCUUAGUCUACUAUGGCCUCUCUAUAAAUGCAAUAGAGUUGUCUGGGAAUAGUUACUUGAACUAUAUAGUGAUUUUGGUGAUAGAGGCGCCUGCUAAUGUCUGCAAAUUGAUAUUCCUGGACAGAUUUGGCAGAAAGAGAGUGAUAGCAACUGCUUAUUUUAUGACCGGAUUGAUUUUGAUUAACUACGGAUUUGUUCCAGCUGGCAACUGGUCAAUAUUGCUGUACCUUGGAGGAAAGUUUUUUAUAACUUUGGCGUACAAUUCACUGUAUGUCUUCGCUGCUGAGGUGUUCCCAACAAACUAUAGAACGUCCCUUCUUGCCAUGACUUCGACGAUAGGCCGAAUAGGAUCCACGGUCGCACCGCAGACACCUUUGUUGACGAGGUACUACAAGUAUCUCCCAACAAUGAUAUUCGGUAGUAUGGCAGCAUUGUCUGGCUUUCUAGUUCUCCUACUACCAGAGACAAACAACAUGAAACUACCAGACUCUUUGAAAGAAGCGCAAGAUCAGGACAUGAAAGAAGAAGAGACGAGAGAAGAAAGACCUUCAGAUAACAAAACCAGAUUAUAG